Molecule: messenger RNA, 2445 nt
Organism: Daktulosphaira vitifoliae (grape phylloxera)
Lineage: Eukaryota; Metazoa; Arthropoda; Insecta; Hemiptera; Phylloxeridae
Product: acetylcholine receptor subunit alpha-like 1
Exons: 8
Coding region: 253-2010 (585 amino acids)
Biological process (GO): signal transduction; regulation of membrane potential; nervous system process
Cellular component (GO): neuron projection; synapse; postsynaptic membrane
Molecular function (GO): transmembrane signaling receptor activity; acetylcholine-gated monoatomic cation-selective channel activity
Source: RefSeq, a predicted model, not a curated record
CCACAAAGAUCAGUACACUGUGCGGACUAACGCCCUAUGCACUAAAUAUACACUUUCGGAUGCGAGUCCGACAACUUAAAGAGUAAUAACAUGACGAACAACAAAAAAUAUAUAAGCCUUCUAAAAGGUUCGCGGUCUAUUGCCGUAUCAAUCUUAAUUUUGUAACUUUCUUCUGUUGUAAUUACUAACAAGGAUACAUAACACUCCACUAUUACAAUAAAAUAAAAAACUGGAUAUCACUUUACUUAAGAUAUGAAGACAAAUAAUUUUGUUAUUUCUACGGUUAUUUUAACACUUUUAGCGAUACCAUAUUCCUUUGUAAACAGCAGUCCCGAUGCUAAACGGUUGUAUGACGAUCUCCUUAGUAAUUAUAACCGACUUAUAAGGCCGGUCGGUAACAAUUCAGAUCGUUUAACUGUCAAAAUGGGCCUUAAAUUAUCUCAAUUAAUUGAAGUCAAUUUAAGGAAUCAAAUAAUGACAACAAACGUAUGGGUUGAACAAGAAUGGAAUGAUUACAAGUUAAAAUGGAAUCCAGAAGAUUACGGCGGAGUAGAUACAUUAUAUGUUCCUUCAGAACAUAUUUGGUUGCCUGAUAUUGUUUUAUACAAUAACGCUGAUGGCAGCUAUGAAGUAACCAUAAUGACCAAGGCGAUACUUCAUUAUACUGGUAAAGUUCAAUGGAAACCACCUGCGAUUUAUAAAUCUUUUUGUGAAAUUGAUGUCGAAUAUUUUCCAUUUGAUGAACAAACUUGCUCAAUGAAGUUUGGAUCGUGGACUUAUGACGGAUAUAUGAUGGAUUUAAGACACAUAUCGCAAGCUCCAGAUUCAGAUGAAAUUGAAAUGGGUAUUGAUCUGCAGGAUUAUUAUUUAUCAGUAGAAUGGGAUAUCAUGGGAGUACCAGCUGUUCGUCAUGAGAAGUAUUAUUCCUGUUGUGAAGAACCUUAUUUAGAUAUCUAUUUCAACAUCACGCUAAGGCGAAAAACAUUAUUUUAUACAGUCAACUUGAUUAUACCUUGCGUUGGUAUUUCAUUUUUAUCUGUACUAGUGUUUUACUUACCAUCUGAAUCAGGAGAGAAGGUAUCGCUAUGUAUAUCUAUUCUACUAUCACUGACUGUGUUCUUUCUCCUAUUAGUUGAAAUUAUACCACCCACAUCACUCACUGUGCCACUUUUGGGUAAAUAUUUACUGUUCACCAUGGUACUGGUCACAUUGUCUGUUUUUGUAACGGUUGCCGUGUUAAAUGUGAAUUUCAGAUCGCCUGUUACACACAAAAUGAAACCGUGGGUUGUAAAGAUGUUUAUAGUAAUACUUCCUAAAGUUCUAUUUAUCAGCCGACCAAAGAAAGAAGACUCAAUUGACGAAGACGACAAUGACAAACCUAAUGGAAUACUGUCUAGUGUUUUUGAUGUACCUUCAGAAAUAGACAAGUACUUAGGUUAUGAUCGAGAUUAUAGUUUCGAUUAUGGAGUUCCACCACCAUUACCAGUUUCUAGAUAUAGCAGCGGUGUAGCAAAUGAUACAACUGGAUCGAACGACACUGUUGUUAACAUGGCUUCUGACGAUGAAGACGAAGAAGACGGUGGAGUUGAAGAAGAAGACGAUGAUGCUAUUGAAAUCGACGCUGAUGAAGAAUAUGAUGAUAUGUUUAGCCCCACAACUACAACAGAAGAUAGACUAACCAGUCUAACGUUCGAGUCUCAUCAUCAUCAUCAUCAUCCUCGAUGUCCGGUUGAUCAUCGUUCCAGACAAGAUUCAGCCAUGCAGACAAUCCAGGAUGCUAAAUUUAUUGCUCAACAUGUUAGAAAUCAAGACAAAUUCGAUGAGAUUAUCGAAGACUGGCAGUACGUGGCAAUGGUACUCGAUCGACUUUUCUUGUGGAUUUUCACAUUGGCGUGUCUACUUGGUACCGCACUAAUUGUCUUCCAAGCACCAAUGUUAUAUGAUAAAACUAAACCAAUUGACGUGAUUUACUCAAAGAUCGCAAAAAGAAAAUUACAAAAUAUUUUAUGAAACAACAUAACAUUACAAAGCUCAACUACUUAUUUUAGUAGCAAACUUAGUGAAUACAAAAAUAUAAUCGAAAACAAUCCUAUAAUGUAUAAAGUAUAUUAUGUAUUAUUGUUAUUGAAACUUUUGUUAUACAUAUUUUUUUCUUCUAUUUUCUUUUUUUUUAUAUAACUAGUUUUGUCAGAGACAAUGUGUAAAACAUCGACCACUAGUCCAAUAACUCAAUUUAUUAAUAGUUAAAUUAUUAUUUUUUUUUUUAUUUUACAUGUUAUAAAUAAUUAUUUAAAAUAUUUACUAUACAGUCAUGAUGUUAUAGUUUUAUGCUUGUUGCGUUUCAUACCUAAUUUAAUAACAUUUUCUGUUAAUAACUAACUAAAAAUCCUAACUAAUAAAAAAAAAAUUGUUGUUGCUAUAAUUAUGACUUUCAUAUUUUGCUUG